Chrysochloris asiatica (Cape golden mole) is the source of this 948-nucleotide messenger RNA. RefSeq names its product olfactory receptor 56A3-like. Gene Ontology annotation, biological process: G protein-coupled receptor signaling pathway. Lineage: Eukaryota; Metazoa; Chordata; Mammalia; Afrosoricida; Chrysochloridae. The transcript has a single exon. Bases 1 to 948 code for a protein of 315 amino acids. Gene Ontology annotation, cellular component: membrane. Gene Ontology annotation, molecular function: G protein-coupled receptor activity; olfactory receptor activity. The record is from RefSeq and is a predicted model, not a curated record.
AUGACAGCUCAGCAAAAUGGCACCAUCUCCAUUGAGGUUUCAGACUUCCUCCUGAAUUGUUUUGUCAGGUCUCCCAGCUGGCAGCUCUGGCUGUCCCUGCCCCUCAGCCUCCUCUUUCUCCUGGCCAUGGGGGCCAAUGCCAUUCUCCUAAUCACCAUCCGACUAGAGACUUCUCUGCAUGAGCCCAUGUACUAUCUGCUUAGCUUUCUCUCCCUGCUGGACAUUGUGCUCUGCCUCACCGUCAUCCCCAAGGUCCUGGUCAUCUUCUGGUUUGAUCUCAGAUCCAUCAGUUUCUCUGCCUGUUUCCUCCAGAUGUACAUUAUGAAUUGUUUCUUGGCCAUGGAGUCAUGUACAUUCAUGGUCAUGGCCUAUGACCGCUAUGUGGCCAUCUGCCACCCACUACGAUACCCAUCCAUCAUCACUGACCAAUUUGUGACCAAGGCUGCCAUUUUUAUUUUGGCCAGAAAUGCCCUUAUGACUUUGCCCAUUCCCAUUCUCUCAGCAAGACUCUACUAUUGUGAGGAUAAUGUCAUUGAGAAUUGCAUCUGUGCCAAUAUGUCUGUCUCCAGGCUCUCCUGUGAUGAUGUCACUAUUAAUCGCCUCUAUCAAUUUGCUGGAGGUUGGACCCUACUAGGAUCUGACCUCAUCCUCAUUUUCCUCUCCUACACCCUCAUACUGCGAGCUGUGCUGAGACUCAAGGCUGAGGGAGCUGUGACCAAGGCUCUAAGCACAUGUGGCUCCCACUUCAUCCUUAUCCUUUUUUUCAGCACCAUCCUCCUGGUCUUUGUCCUCACUCAUGUGGCUAAGAAGAAGGUCUCCCCUGAUGUGCCAAUCUUGCUCAAUGUCCUCCAUCAUGUCAUCCCUGCAGCCCUCAACCCCAUUGUUUAUGGGGUGCGAACCCAGGAAAUCAAGCAAGGAAUCCAAAGACUACUGAAGAAAGGGUGGUAA